This is a messenger RNA of Apis florea (little honeybee), 810 nucleotides long. RefSeq lists its product as uncharacterized. Gene Ontology annotation, molecular function: nucleic acid binding. The record is from RefSeq and is a predicted model, not a curated record. NCBI's taxonomy places the organism in Eukaryota, Metazoa, Arthropoda, Insecta, Hymenoptera, Apidae.
UCGAGUAUAGGACAACAACAUCGUAUUUUAUUUGUUAACUUUCACAUUGCUCGAUAGUGUCGAAACAAUGAGAGCAUGAAACACGAGCGGAUGGAUUAGUUUGAAUUGAAACUUGAUCGAUGAUACAUUACCUUUUACUUUACCUCUUUAUAAUCAUUUGCGAUAAAUUUUAAUAUGUUUAAACUUUUUCAUUUAUAUUUUCAUAUAAUUAUUCUUGUUAUUACAAGUGUUGCGAGAAAGGAGUAUAAACUUCCUUCAGAUGUGGUCGAAAAAUUAUGGAGAAAGUCAAUCGAUGAAAAUUACGGAGGAAUUGCAGUGAAGAAGCAAUUAUUCCAAGAUAUUUUUAUGGAAGAUCAAAAAGAUGAUAAAUUACAAUUUGGCUACGUUUGCGAAAAUCCAGUUCAAUGGGAACAAAGAUUCGAAGAAAAAGAUCUUUCGAAUAAUCGUCAUCGUGGAAAGGUUAAAUGGGGAGAUAUGGAUGGUAACUAUGGCGAACAUUAUUGGGAUAUAAAUCAUAAAUAAGUGUUGAAUAGUUAUAAUUGAAAUGGAAAAUAAAAAAUUAUUAUAAAAAGAAAUAUUAUCAUGUUAUGCAAAUAAUCAACAAUGUAUAAUGGGACGUCAAUAUAUGAAAUCGGAUGCACACUUGACCAUUUAUUUGAUAUAAUGUUGAUCAAGAUACGAUGAUGUAAAAUAAAUGUAAAAUUUACGAAAUCGAUCAUCGAUUUGGAGAGAGGAUUUGAGAAAAAAUAUUUGGUAUGUUCACAUGUAGGACAACCUUUAUUAUUCAAUACAGUACUAAUUAUAACAUAA